AUGUGUCACAAAUUUAGUUUGAUUGCUUUGAUCGGAAUAGUGGUGGCGUUUGGUCUAGCGAGCGCUGAAACCAAUGUUAAGCAAUGUAAGGACAACACCAAACCCUUCCCAUUAAUGGUAAACAUUGAAGGCUGUACACAAAUACCCUGCGAUGUUUAUAAAGGUCAGACCACCGUGGCACAGGUGCAUUUCGUAAGCACCAAGGACAAUAUUCAUAAGUUGACUGCGAAAUGUUACGCCACAGCUUUGGGUAUAACGGUGCCGUAUGAGUUGCCUGACGAUGUUGCCGACGUGUGUCAGAAUCUACUUUAUGACGCCAUGUGCCCACUCUACGCCACAGAGGAUGUUGUUUAUGACUUCCAAUUCUAUGUGGAUCAAUAUUAUCCUGAAAUUCCAGCCACAAUUGAACUGAAUCUAGUCGAUAAAGAUAAUGAGGUAAUCACCUGCUUUAGUGCGAGCAUUCGUGUGCGUAAGGGAACUGCCACUAAUAACGUUAAUGGAUUGGAAGCAGGCGAACCUAUUUUAUUUAAAAACAAUAUAAAGAAUACCUUCCAUUUAAUUUGAAAACGAUUUUUAAACAAAAUUGUUGUUUUGUAUUUUUUGUGCCACAUCUGAGACUGUUUUAUACUUAGAGUAGAUAUGAA
Molecule: messenger RNA, 644 nt
Organism: Bactrocera neohumeralis
Lineage: Eukaryota; Metazoa; Arthropoda; Insecta; Diptera; Tephritidae
Exons: 3
Coding region: 1-564 (187 amino acids)
Biological process (GO): intracellular cholesterol transport
Molecular function (GO): sterol binding
Source: RefSeq, a predicted model, not a curated record